CUCACGCGCUUUCUCUUCCGCCAAUCAGCAGCCGUGUUGCAUCUACGUGCCACAGGUCCGCGUGUAACGUCACGCUUCCACUGGACAUUUAAUUUAAAGCAGAGCGCGAGGACAGCACGAGGAUUACUCACCCUGUUCAGGGGGUAUUCCAACCUGCUUACACAAUUAUUCCAUCUAGGCUUCAGAACCAGGUCUUUAACAUUUCACGAGCAUUGAUUGAAAGAUGGAGAGAACGUCUCCUCUUCAGAUGAAGCUGCCCCAGCCAGAGAAGAGUUUUGUCAGCUGUGCCUCAUGCGGCCUGACUUUAUGUUCUGGCACGAAUCCUAAACUUUUACCAUGUCUGCAUUCAUUGUGCAAAGGCUGCUAUUCUUUCACGGAUGACAUUAAAGAAUGCCCAAUGUGUCAGGAAAAGUGUGAACUACAAGACAUCAUCAGUAACCUUUUGUUUGCUGCACUCCCCACAAAUCCCAAAGAUGCUGACAAGUGUCAGAGGUGUGAAGACCCUUCUGUGACUGGCUGGUGUAUUGAGUGUAAGCACAGUUUCUGUACUGGAUGUGUGGUUACCCACAAGAGAGUAAAGCAAACACAGAAACACUAUGUCCAUACAAUAACUCCAGAGUGUCCAAGGCCUGUCUUUUGUCCCAUCCACAAGAAGGAACUGAUCUACAGCUACUGUCUGACUUGCGAUAAGCUUAUAUGCAAACUCUGCCAACCCCUUCAUCCCAAGCAUUUAUUGCAGUUUGCCAGAGAGGCGGUGGGCAAACAGAGAAAGCAGAUCCAGAGGAUGGUCCAUAAAGCCCAGCAGCAGAGAAUGACUGUUCAGCAAAAUCUAAAGGACUUAGAUGGAAGACUGUCUGAUUUGGAGCAGCUACAAGCCCAAGUGAGGAUGGAGGUGAAGGAAACAGUGGUCAGACUGUGCAAUGUGAUGGUCAAGAAAGCAGCCAAACUUAACAAAGAGAUAAAGGACGUGUGUGGAAAGGAGAAGGAGAAGCUUGCAGAGAGAAGGUCAUUACUCCAGAAAAUGAAGGAGAAACUGGACCAUGUGCUAAACUUUACAGACAAAACAUUGGCUUCUCAGCAGCAUACAGUUCUGCUGUCAUGCAAAAAACAGAUUCAUCAUCAGCUUCAGGGCAUGUUGGAUCAAGUGAUUUCACCCAUAUCUACUGUAUUGGACCUGUCCUUCCAUACCAAUGAGAACCAUGUAAAGAAAGUCCUCAAAAUCUUUGGGCAUGUGGUGGCCAAAGAAGUCCCAUUUGUCUCUUCCAGCACUGGAAAUGUCCCAAACCCAUCUUCACCCCUUUUUACUCCAAACGAUAGCCUCAGUGCACCAACAGCAGCCUUUCAAAUCCCCACUAACCCUACUGCUGCAAGAAAUCCUUCACCUUCCUCAGUCAUUCUGCCACAGCAAAGCCCACCAUCCCCAAAGCAGCAUCCUGUUCUAAGCCACUUGCUCUUGAAGAAGAACUCCAAUGUUCCUAAUCAUGAUAGCUUCUCCUCCUCCCAGAAUAACAAGUACUCUAAUUACCCUGGCCUGAAGCGGGCAUGGUCUUACCACCCGUACUACCCUAAGGAUUCUUUACAGCCUGUUAAAUGUUCAGUCAAGACUGUUUCCCCUCUGAAUCGAAGAAAGGAACGUGUACCGUCCUGUAAAGCCAGUCCACCAAGACGUGCAUCCUCGUUCUUUUGUACUUCAGCACCUGUAACAUCUGCAUCUGUACAACCCACAGUGUCUGCACCCUUCCAUACAGGCCGUAGCUCUGCACAGGCAUCACGCCGUCAAAACAGCAAAGGCCACCAGAGUAAUUUGGAUUUGAUGAGGCGUCCAAAGCAACAAGCUACUAAUCUGUCUUCCACAUUCUGUCGCUAUGAACCUUCAAAGAAAUUCAGAAGUGAUUUACAAUCAAACAAGACCAUGAAAAAUAACCCUGUUUCUGCCACUGUUGCAGCAGUGGGCAGCUGUUCUGCUGAAAGUCAAGCUCCCACUCCAGAAAUUGCGUCCAUAUCCAGAAAAGUCAAAGGAUAUCACUGUAACCAGUCAGAAGCUGGAUCUAAAGGCAGUGAAAAGAGAACACAGCCAUGCAUACUUGAGCUUGAGGACGACAGCCAUGAAGAUACCAUAAUGAACAACACAGUCAAAAUGAAUGAAUUGGCACUUGAAUCUAAACAAACCGCUACCCAGACAAAUCCCCCUUUUAUAGAGAAAAUGGAACCCACUGAGGAAAGUCUUGCAGUAACUAAUGUCCGCGACAGUCACAGUGUCCCUCUGAAGGAGAAAGAUGACAAGGAUGAGAGAACCUUCGCAAAGAUCAGAGAUGAUCAAGGUAAUAUUGCAGUCAUGGAAGCACCAGGAAGGAAUUGGCUCCCUGAUGUGUUGGUCACCCGUUUGCCUUUACCUGAUUUUUCGCCACCUUCAACCAACCCUGCUUUGUGUAUCCUGUGGGAGGAAGAUCAUAAAAGCUUUCAGUUCUGUGCUAUAAAGGAGGAUGACCAGUGUCCUGCGCUGACCCCCUUUACUCCAAAUGCAUCUCUCUCUCUGCUGGACAAUAAUCUGCGCUGUGCUGCCUGCAGAAUCAAGGGGAAUCUGUUUCAGUGCUAUGUGUGCAAAAAAGCUUUUCACAGAGAGUGUCACUUGCCACCAAUCUCAGGGAAUAGUGGGGAGCAGUGGCGGUGUACGCUGUGCAGCGAUCUGUCUCACUCUGAAGAUCUUGACCCUUCUGGCUGCUCUCCAUAUCUUAACGCGAUCGAUCAAAAAAAGUGUGAAUACCUGCUGCUGUAUCUAAGCUGUAAAAAGCAAGGCUCAGUGCUAUACAGGGCGGUUACUGAAGAUGUCCAGCUGUCCUCUCAGGCUUCUUACUAUGUGGACAUGACUCUGAUUCGAGGCCGUCUGUUGAGGAAGCUAACCCCUUACUAUGUCACACGUGGACAGUUUAUUUCUGAUGUUUGGCUUCUUCUCCACACACUUCUGAAUUCCUCAACGGAGCCACAGUCUGUGAUGCGACUACAGAAUUCUUUCUCUAAGGAACUCAUGAGAGUUUUUGGCUGGAGCCUUCAUCCCUCCCUCUUGAAAAACCCUUUCACUGGACAGUAAGAAGAACAGGAAAAUGCUAAAAAACACCUGAAAGAAAAGGACACAAACUAACGCUGUAUCAAGAUUAUCAUGUUUUCAGCUACAUCAUCUGUGAAUUGUGAAAUUGAAAAGCUAUCAGUCCAGACUGACCCACACAUCUGUUUCUGUACCAUAAAAGUAUUUGUUUUCAUAAUCAAAAUGUUUAUUCCUGGGCUUUAUUAUUUGAAUCUUCCUCUUGUUUUAAGCUUAUUAAAUAUUCAGUAAGAACUAUCCAGAUUAGUACAGUAUGAACAAUGUAACAGCUAAUAUCACAAUAAAUAAAAAUAAGAUUCUUGGUUGGCAUCUAUAUUAUAUCUUAACAGAAGCUCAUGUUUUAGACACAGGUAGGGUAGAUGUUCUUCACUUUACAAUUCUGGUUCUUUAUGAUACUUAAGUCUUUUUAUUCUAUAACAUUGUUCAAAAAAAUUUUUUUUAUCCCACAGUACUUUUAAUUUGUAGCAAAGAUGUGCAUUUUGCUAAUGUAAUAUUGUUUAUUUGGCUCCAAUGCCUUUAGGAAUUAUUUCAGAUUUUCACAGUACUGUGCCUUGCAAUUUCUUGUUUUUUCCCCCCAUAGUUUCAAAGUUAUAACCAUCAAGCUUUUACAGUUUAUUUAAAUUACUUCAUCCCUAAAUUUGACCACUGGAGGGAGCAGUCCUCUUAUAAUCUCUGAAGGAACAGACCUUCUAGGUGUUAGUGAACAGGUUCAGACCUGCCUGGCCUCCAGUAGCCCAGUAGCUCUGAGCUGCAUUGUUAAUAACUUGAGCUGUUAAUGAGUCGCUAAAGGCUACAUCUCAUUAGUGUUCAUUUCCAAUUCAUUCACACUGCCUACUGUAGAUCUGCAUAAAUUAAAACAGACUCAUUUUUAAAAAUGAAAA
This is a messenger RNA of Astyanax mexicanus (Mexican tetra), 3981 nucleotides long. RefSeq names its product transcription intermediary factor 1-beta. The record is from RefSeq and is a predicted model, not a curated record. The transcript is spliced from 21 exons. The coding region runs from base 224 to 3088 and encodes 954 amino acids. NCBI's taxonomy places the organism in Eukaryota, Metazoa, Chordata, Actinopteri, Characiformes, Acestrorhamphidae. Gene Ontology annotation, molecular function: zinc ion binding.